Messenger RNA from Benincasa hispida (wax gourd), 1466 nucleotides. RefSeq names its product inositol polyphosphate multikinase beta-like. Gene Ontology annotation, biological process: inositol phosphate biosynthetic process. The record is from RefSeq and is a predicted model, not a curated record. Gene Ontology annotation, molecular function: inositol-1,4,5-trisphosphate 3-kinase activity; inositol tetrakisphosphate kinase activity. Gene Ontology annotation, cellular component: nucleus; cytoplasm. NCBI's taxonomy places the organism in Eukaryota, Viridiplantae, Streptophyta, Magnoliopsida, Cucurbitales, Cucurbitaceae.
UUUUGGAGUAUAAAAUGUAGCUAAUCCAUAAAAAUAAAUCUCUAGCAAAGUAAGUACUUUUGUUUGUAUAAUUCAUGUAAUUUGAUCUGAUGGAAGUGAAAGAAGAAGGAAAAACAAGUCACAAAAAGGUUGUAAUCUUUUGUUGACCGAAGAUGCGCAGGUGGUAGAGCAACAACCGCCGCCGCCGCCGCCGCCGCCGCAUCGAGAUUCAAUGGUAAAAGCAGCCGAAAAGCCUCAAUAAAUAAAAGCCAAUCUCUCACCCUUUUUCUUCCCAUUCGCCAUUGCCACUUCUUUCUCUUCCUCAAUUUCCUUCUCCCUCACACAAGGCCAUGUUUAAGAUCCCGGAUCAUCAAGUUGCUGGCCAUCAAGCAAGUGAUGGAAGCAUGGGUCCUCUUGUAGAUGAUUCAGGGCUCUUCUUCAAGCCUCUACAGAAGGAUGAACGAGGAUCUAAGGAAGUGGCUUUCUAUAAAUCACUCUCUUCAAAUACCAAAGUUCCAGAUAACAUUCGUGCCUUCUUCCCUGCUUUCCAUGGAACUCAGGAUAUACCUGCAUCAGACGGUUCUGGCUUGCAUCCCCAUCUUGUUUUGCAGGAUCUCAUCUCAAAUUACCAAAAUCCGUCUAUUGUUGAUAUUAAGAUUGGUUCUAGAACUUGGUAUCCACAAGCUUCUGAGGAGUACAUUCAAAGGUGCUUUAAGAAGGAUAGAGAAACCUCCAGCUUGGCUCUGGGGUUUCGGCUUUCGGGCUUGCAGAUUCAUGUGAGCCAAAAAGCUGGAUACUGGAAGCCAGGGAGGAAAUUUUUGCAAAACUCUUCAGCUGAGAAAGUUAAGAUUAUUCUGAAGAAAUUUGUUUCUUCAAAUGCUUCUGCAGAUUCUGAUGUGGAUGAUCUUGAUUGUGUUUUUGCAUCAUCAAUUUAUGGUGGUGCAAAUGGAAUUUUGGCACAAUUAUUGGAGCUCAAGACUUGGUUUGAAGAUCAGAAGUUUUACCAUUUUUAUUCUAGCUCAGUGCUGAUGGUGUAUGAUAAAGAAUCUAUGCUGGAAACUAAGUCGAAUGCAGCAAUUAAACUUGUUGAUUUCGCACACGUUGUAGAUAGCAAUGGUGUAAUUGAUCAUAAUUUCUUGGGUGGGCUCUGUUCUCUAAUCAAGUUUAUCUCCGAGAUUUUGACCGAUCAUCUCGACUGCCUGAACAAAACUUGUCUGCCAUGCUCUGACAAUAGUUUGAACUGCAAUCGUGAUGACUCUGAUCGGUAAGCAGCUAUCAAGGUUCAAACAUUUUUGUUUAUGAAGAAGGAUUGUAUCAGUGUUUUAACUCUGAACAGUAAUCUCAUAUGCUUUUAUCUUAUGAAACAAUCUCACCAAAUGCCAUUACUGAAUGUUUUGAGAAAGUAAUUCAUUUACUUGUUGGAACUUUAGGAACAAAAUUUGUUGAGUUAUUGAUCAGCCCUAUGUCCAAUUUUGUUUGGUUUGUAA